AGAGACAAAACCCAUAACAAAAGGAUGGGAUCCUCAGCGAUCCCAGAGACGAACGGCACCGCCUCUCCGCCAUCGAAUCGGAAAUCUCCGGCGACCAAUGGCGGCGACGUACCUCCACUGUCUCUCUCGUCUGCUGCCUCCGAUCAAAUGAUCACGGAAUCGGAUGCGCUGAAGAAGAGGAAAGCGGGAGUGCUUCCGCUCGAGGUGGGUACUCGCGUCAUGUGUCGGUGGAGAGACUCCAAGUACCAUCCCGUGAAGGUUAUCGAGCGCCGGAAGCUUCAUCACGGUGGCCAGAAUGAUUACGAGUAUUACGUUCAUUACACAGAGUUUAAUAGGAGGCUGGAUGAAUGGGUGAAGCUGGAACAAUUAGACCUUGAUUCAGUUGAGUGCGCCGUAGAUGAAAAAGUGGAAGACAAGGUCACGAGCUUGAAGAUGACACGCCACCAGAAACGAAAAAUUGAUGAAACACAUGUGGAGGGUCAUGAGGAGCUAGAUGCUGCUAGUCUGCGUGAACAUGAAGAGUUCACAAAAGUGAAAAACAUAGCAACUAUUGAGCUUGGGAAAUACGAGAUUGAGACAUGGUACUUCUCCCCAUUUCCACCAGAAUACAACGACUGUGUGAAGCUCUUUUUUUGUGAGUUUUGUUUGAAUUUUAUGAAGCGCAAGGAGCAGCUUCAAAGACAUAUGAGGAAGUGUGACCUUAAGCAUCCCCCUGGUGAUGAAAUCUACCGAAGUGGUACUUUGUCAAUGUUUGAGGUAGAUGGCAAAAAGAACAAGGUCUAUGCACAGAAUCUCUGUUAUCUGGCAAAAUUGUUUCUUGACCACAAAACUCUUUACUAUGACGUCGACUUGUUUCUAUUCUACGUUCUGUGCGAAUGUGAUGAUCGAGGAUGCCACAUGGUUGGGUACUUUUCAAAGGAAAAACAUUCAGAAGAAUCUUACAACUUGGCUUGCAUUCUCACUCUUCCUCCAUAUCAGAGGAAAGGAUAUGGAAAAUUCUUGAUUGCCUUCUCCUAUGAACUAUCGAAGAAAGAGGGCAAAGUUGGAACACCUGAAAGACCCCUGUCCGAUCUAGGCUUACUGAGCUACAGAGGUUAUUGGACUCGAGUUCUAUUAGACAUCUUGAAAAAGCACAAGGGAAACAUUUCUAUCAAGGAGUUGAGUGACAUGACUGCAAUCAAGGCUGAAGAUAUAUUGAGCACAUUGCAGAGCCUAGAACUGAUACAAUACCGAAAGGGACAACAUGUGAUCUGUGCUGAUCCCAAGGUCCUAGACCGACACCUGAAAGCCGCGGGUCACGGUGGUCUUGAGGUAGAUGUUAGCAAACUCAUAUGGACCCCUUACAAGGAGCAGAGUUAGUCCUUUUUAUAACUUUCCUGGGAUCUCUCUCUCUUUCUCUCUGUGUAAAUAAUCUAACACGAUUUAUGUUCCUCUUUAGUACCUUUUUCUUUUGGGUGUAGUUUCUUGUAAUUGUAGAGAUCUUAGAUUGAAAUCUAUGUAGGUGGGGCAGAAAUGAUGCCAACAAAUCUCUGAUUUGGACAUCUCAAGUAAAGUUUUAAUCUUCUGAU
Molecule: messenger RNA, 1568 nt
Organism: Tarenaya hassleriana
Lineage: Eukaryota; Viridiplantae; Streptophyta; Magnoliopsida; Brassicales; Cleomaceae
Product: histone acetyltransferase of the MYST family 2
Exons: 9
Coding region: 25-1359 (444 amino acids)
Biological process (GO): regulation of DNA-templated transcription
Molecular function (GO): histone acetyltransferase activity
Source: RefSeq, a predicted model, not a curated record